AAAAAAACGGUUAUAAUGUGAACCAAAUGAAGCGUACUCUCUCAUCUGCCUCUCUCUCCUCUCUCUCUCCCCCAAUUGAAGCGUACUCGACAUUCUCCAUUGAAGAAGGGGCAUCUGAGCUUUCUCUCAGCACUUUCCUCAACCUCCUUCUCUCUCCUUCUCCAUAACCGCCACUUUCCCUUUCCUUUCUUCUCUCUUUCGAUCUCCUUCUUCUUCUCCAUAACCAAGCACAACCACCCUCGCCGCCGCCGUCAAUGUGAACCAAAUACAACAACAACAACAAACUUGAAUCAAUUAUCGAUUCAAAAAACACAAAUUCGAGCAUCCUGAUGAAUUGUGUCGCGACAGUAUCAGCGAAUGAUAGUGACGAAAAUGUACUUGAUCAAGCAAGAAAGAUGGGGUAAAAUGUUGGAGGAUCUUGAUGCUCUUCCUGGUACGAUUUCUUACAAGCACUGCUCCAACCCUGGUGGAAUGACAAGGCCGAUACUUUUGGUGACUGCUGCUGUAGAUAAGAUUCUUCUCAAGAAGCCGAUUCGCGUUGAUGCAGACCUGAGUCUAGUUGGUGCUGUUACAUGGGUUGGGAGGUCAUCCAUGGAGAUGCAGCUUGAAGUGUUGCAACCACCACAAGAUGGUUCCCAAAUGUCAAAUUCAGUGGCUCUUGUAGCUAAUUUCACAUUUGUUGCGAGGGAUGGUUAGACUGGAAAAUCAUCUCCAAUUAAUCACUUCUCACCAACAACACAAGAAAAAUUGCUGUGGGAGCAAGAAGAAGCAAGGAACAGCAGUAGAAGUGCAGAGAGAAUGCAACAUAACUGGCAGACAGAAGCAGAGACAAGCUAGCAGCAUGCAGCACAGAAACCAGCAGCCUGAACCAGCACACACCAGCCAGAGCCAAAGCAGCCAGAAAUAGAAAGCAGUAGCCAGCAACAGCUAAACACACCCUGCAAAUAGAAACCAGCAACCAGACACAAAGCAAGCAACACAGCCAACAUAAAACAACAGCUUAAACAACAACAAAACACCAGCAGCCUAAACCAGAAGCUACACAGCGACCUGGCUUAAAUCAAAUGGUAUUUCGUUGUGCCCACUGAGCACCUACAAGCAACUCUAAACUCUGGUUUUAAGUUGUAACACAUGUUGAUUUUAAGUUAGAAAAAGCCAAAACUAAAGAUGUUGAAGUGCUGGUUAAUUGUAAUAUUACAGCCUUUUGUAAUGAA
Chenopodium quinoa (quinoa) is the source of this 1214-nucleotide messenger RNA. Its product is annotated as acyl-coenzyme A thioesterase 9, mitochondrial-like. Gene Ontology annotation, molecular function: fatty acyl-CoA hydrolase activity. Bases 358 to 696 code for a protein of 112 amino acids. The transcript has 4 exons. Gene Ontology annotation, biological process: acyl-CoA metabolic process. The record is from RefSeq and is a predicted model, not a curated record. Lineage: Eukaryota; Viridiplantae; Streptophyta; Magnoliopsida; Caryophyllales; Amaranthaceae.